AUGCCUAUAGAGGCUCUCCCGCAGGCCACAGUUCGAGCCAUUGGGUCGACAUCGGUUAUAUCCGAUCCCUGCUCUGUGGUGAAAGAGCUUCUUGACAAUGCCCUGGAUGCUUCUGCGUCAUCAAUAAGUGUUGAACUGUCCCUGAACACCAUUGAUGUCAUUCAAGUCAAGGAUAACGGUACCGGAAUUUCGGCCGAUGACCACCCUGAUGUUUGCCGGCAUGUAUAUACGAGCAAAAUUCAGACUGUGGAGGACCUGAGGAAUAUCGGAGGAACAUCAUUUGGCUUCCGUGGCGAAGCUUUAGCAAGUGUGGCCGAGAUGUCAGGCGGCGUCACCGUCACUACGCGAACUACGUCAGAGGUGAGUGGGUCAUGCAUCAAGUAUAGCCGAGAGGGCGAGAUUUUACAAAACCAGCGGACUGCCCACCCGGUGGGAACGACUGUCCGCGUCACGGACUUUCUCAAGCACAUCCCUGUCCGCAGACAGACUGUGCUCAAGGGGACCACAAAAGCUCUCACGAAAAUGAGAAAACUUCUGCAAGCUUAUGCAUAUGCUCGGCCUUCAUGUCGGUUCUCUCUCAAACUUCUCAAAGCAAAAAACGAGAACAAUAACUGGAUGUACGUACCCAGUCCAGGGGCUGCGAUAAGUGACGCGUCGGUCAAGAUCAUUGGACGAGAUGCUUCUUCAUGCUGCAUUGUGAAGCACGUUUCGUCCGACGUGAAUGCCCAGAGUGAAAACAACUCGAGCUCCGGUAGCUACCGCCUAGUUGCCUUUCUGCCACGUCCGGAUAUCGACUUCUCCAAAAUCAGUCAUAUCGGCCAGUUCGUCAGUCUUGAUGGCAGACCAUUGUCUUCGUUCAGGGGAAUUUCCCAAGACAUCGUGAAGUUAUUCAAGUCUUACCUCCGUUCGGUUGCUUCCAAGAGUGCGUUUUCGAAGACCAUCGUCGAUCCAUUCCUCUAUCUACAGCUCGAAUGUCCACGAGGUGCCUAUGAUGUGAAUAUUGAACCAGGAAAAGAUGAUGUGCUCUUUGAGGAUCGAGAAAUGAUAGUGUCCCUGGUGGAAAGCCUGUUCCGAGAUUGUUACGGUCACCUACCAGUGGACGCGAAGAAAAGCCCUACCAAGGACAAAUCUGCAUCUUCCAGCACAGCGGGAACGACCACUGGGUUCAAUAUUCUCAUGGCCAGAAAACAUACUGAAAGAUCGCUACCCUCGACUCAAUCAUCUAGCGCCAGAGAGCUCCCGGUCAGAUACUCCACCGAGAAACCACACUCUCAAACUCCAGCCCAAACCCAGGCCGCUGUUUCUUCUGUGAUGGACGAAACAAUGCAGGACUCCUAUUCCGAAGAUGCCGCUAGAUAUAAUAGCCCGGGUGAUCGCAACUCGAGUUUCAUCAACCCUUCGUCUAUUACCAAAAUGAAUACACCGCUACAAACCCCAGGGCGAUAUGACCGAAAUACUGCAAAUCGUACAUCCCUAUCGCCGGAUACACAGCGCAUAGCUCCUGAGCGCAGCCGUGCAGGCCCCACCGUGAGACAUAGCCCUCGGUCUCCCCCGGAUACUCCGAAUAUCACUCAUCCUCGAGACCCACGGGCUCAGUCGGGAUCUCCUGUCAGUAGGAGAUCAAUAGCUCAAAGCCCUAGAAUCCCUUCCUCGUCAAUAGGUCCCACGAACAGUAGCUCAAAGAGAGCGGCAAGAGAACGUGACCGAGAACGUUACGGAAAUGGCUCUCUUGACACUUGGUUUGAACGAACAACGCAAAUCUCAAUGUGCCAAACUCCUCUCGACCAACCUGUCAGUAUCGAUGAGUUGAUCCCCACCUUGUCUCAACUAGCUCAGCAAAGGUUCGGUGCUGAAGACGAUGGUGAGACAACUAGGAAUGAUCUUCCCGAACCUUCCCUAGAUAUUCCGACCGGUACAACUGGCGACGUUGGAUCACUAUCCCCUCCGGGAGACCAAGAGUCGACAGCCGAUGCCCAGGAUUCCUCCAUGAAUAGUGGGAAGGGGUACCCUGUUCUUGAACACUGGGCUGCCAACCUCAAGGAUGGAUUCAACGCCGAGCGGCCUUCUGGCUUAGAGUGGGCGAUGGACUUUGAACGACGCAAGAAAGAAGCCAACCAAAGACAUCGCAGUCGCCCUGCUCCCGACCAGCAGCCAAAUGAGCCAUUAAGUCAACCACAAAGCUCCCAAUCUUCACAAAGACCACAUGAGAACCGAUACCUCGCUGCAAAAGCCGCUUUGGCUGCCGACCGUCCUUUUCCUCCCGAAACAAAUUUCAAACCAGCGAUUCCUCCACAUGACCCAAGGGCAUAUUUGAUGCGCCACGAAAGCUCCAAAGCGUCCAAGAAUAUUUCCCAAGAUGGGACAACCAAAAAGCGUCACCAUUCUAGCCGUUUACCCUUCGAACAGAUUCCAGACGGCCAUGAUCUCCACGAUACAUGUUUGUCCGUGCCAGCAGACCUACCAUCAAUAUCCGACUCCUUUAACUUUGCAACGUCGCACGACUCUUAUAUUAAUGGCGAUACGAAUUCGGAAGCUUUCCUUGAUCCUGAACUCGCCACUCUCGUCCCCAUCUGGACGCGACGGUUGCAAUCCAUCAUUCAUAAACAGUACAAGGGGUCGGGUGACUACCCUUUCUCCGAUCCAGCCGGUCUCGACGCUAUUAUCGCGAAGCAUCUGAAGCUUCAUUACUAA
This is a messenger RNA of Penicillium manginii, 2691 nucleotides long. RefSeq names its product putative DNA mismatch repair protein. The transcript has 3 exons. Lineage: Eukaryota; Fungi; Ascomycota; Eurotiomycetes; Eurotiales; Aspergillaceae. Gene Ontology annotation, biological process: mismatch repair. The record is from RefSeq and is a predicted model, not a curated record. Bases 1 to 2691 code for a protein of 896 amino acids. Gene Ontology annotation, molecular function: ATP binding; ATP hydrolysis activity; mismatched DNA binding. Gene Ontology annotation, cellular component: MutLalpha complex.